This is a messenger RNA of Babesia ovata, 2004 nucleotides long. RefSeq names its product Ribosome-binding protein 1, putative. The record is from RefSeq and is a predicted model, not a curated record. The transcript has 2 exons. The coding region runs from base 1 to 2004 and encodes 667 amino acids. Lineage: Eukaryota; Apicomplexa; Aconoidasida; Piroplasmida; Babesiidae.
AUGACGGGUCACGGAGUUCCGCUUGACACUCUCAAGCAGUGUCUCCAAUUCUUGAUGUGGUUGAAGAAUAAUGGUGUUAAGCAAGGGGAGGUGGCCGAAUAUUUACAUGGGCGUAUCAAAAACCAUUUUAAUUCCCCAUUUCUUUCAGUGGAAAACGUUGAAAAGGGCUUGUCCCCAUUCCUCACUGCCGUGUCAAACUUUUAUGAGAGAUUGUGCUACAAAGCAGAGGCAGGCAGUUAUGGCGGUAGAGACGCAGAGGACAUAGCCAACGCCCUCCUUGACUGUCUCCCUAAAUUCCUCGCCGCGAUCUACUAUUUGGAGUACUGCGUAACUCCCAGUUACGACUCACUUGGCGGAGGCGGGUGGAAGAAGGAUUGGCUGGGAUACAAUGCAGGUGAUUGGUGGGGAGGUGAUCUUGCUAACUAUCUCCACGCUCCAUCCAAGGAGACAAAAUACGGCGUCAUACCCGGUGGGUUUACUUACGGUGAUGUGAGGUAUUACUCACAAUGGAGGGCAUACUACCAGGGUUCUUAUAUGGUUUACGACCUACAAGAUAUUUUGAAAAAGCAACCCUAUAAUUUCUUCCGCAGCGUGUUUGUGAGUUCGGUGUUCUCCAACAAUAGUGGCACCGGUCCUCAGAACACGGCGAACGCUGUCUCAUUGGUCAGAACCUUUUGCGACAUUGUGCUAGGGGAGGAAGGUCAAGAAGGCGGAGAGUUAAUAAAUGCAUUGAAUGACGGUUUACGGCAGCAAGUGAGUUCAACAGAGAAUUCCAUCUGUUGGAAAGACCUAAAAGAUCAUUGCGCUCAGCUUAGGAAGAAAUUUGACAAACUUAACAGAAAGGAUGAACGCUUCGAUUUCACCGGACAGUCGACGCGACUUAUAGAUCUUAACACAAAGGAGCUUGCGAAGGAAACUGCAAAAUGGAUGAGAACCCUCAUGAAACUCCGCCCGAACCAGCUUGGAGAAUACUUCACCAAAUAUCUCUUCCCCUACGGGUUCACGUUUAAUGGAGAAGCUCGGUUCCGAAUUCACGGCAGUAAGUUAAACGGGUUGAAAGAGGAUUGGCGUGAUGUGAUCGGCGCGCUUCAUAAAUCGGGUGACGGCGAUUUGGAUAGGCUUAAAGAAAUUUUGGAAGGUAAGAAUAAAAUUAAUUGUGCCGGGCCGGCGUCCCCACCCAAAAAGCCUGAGGUCCCGCCUGCAAAGGUUCCUGAAGCCCCCAAGGAAGUUGUGCCGGAGAAGAAAGUUCCGGUUGUACCACCUAAAAAACCUGAGGUGCCGCCAGCAAAGGUUCCUGAAGGGAAUCAAAAUGAAGGCAAGAAAUCUGAGGGAGCACAGAACCAGGGGAAGAAAAGUGAGGGAGCACAGAACCAAGGCAAGAAAAGUGAGGGAGCACAGAACCAAGGCAAGAAAAGUGAGGGAACUCCAAAUCCAACUGGAGACACGUCUUCAGGUUCACCAGUUGCAGACUCUGCUGAUGCAAGUCCGUCUCCCGGCGGUCACGGAGCUACAAGUCCUAAAGGGCCUCCGGCCUCGCCUCAGGUUCCAGGUACGUCAGUCAAUCCUGUUGCAACAUCUAGUCCAGCUGGAUCUCCAGACCCGCAAUGGCCUCCUGGUAAAGUGACUCCGGCGCCUUCUUCGGCUCCAGGUUCGUCAGUUAUACAAGCUGUUCAACCUCAACAACCACAGCCUCCCCCUCUUCCUGCAGGCCCUGGCCCCGCUGGUAAGCCAGGUGGCGCGGUUCCAUCUUCAACUGACAGUGAUACUCCAGCUCAACAGCCUACUUCCCCUCAAGCCCCUGUGGCUACUCCGUCUCCUAGUGUUGUAGGUCCAAGCGCUGGGCCAACUGGUGUCCAGGGGACUGGUCCAAAAGGUGGUGGAGGGGCUGGUCUACAAGGUAGUCAAGAUGUUAGUCAACCGACAAAUCAAGGUUCCGAUCACAUUUCAAGCGGCGUCACUACUGCGUCGGGUGGCCCGGCGCCUGGUGGAGGUGGGAGCGGAUGA